Penicillium odoratum is the source of this 345-nucleotide messenger RNA. RefSeq lists its product as uncharacterized. The record is from RefSeq and is a predicted model, not a curated record. Lineage: Eukaryota; Fungi; Ascomycota; Eurotiomycetes; Eurotiales; Aspergillaceae. Bases 1 to 345 code for a protein of 114 amino acids. The transcript has 2 exons.
AUGAACAAACUCUCUCAACCCUCGCGUCGUCUCCUCAUCUUUCAGGAGGCGCGCAACCCACAAAACACUGCGGAGAUCGUCUACCUUCCCGUCAACAAACUUGGACUCCCAGUUUGCGGUGAUGGGCCAGAACUUCCAUCGAUCCUGGAGAUGCCAUUAAGGAGCUUGAGAUUUUUCACAGAGCUUUUUAAUCAGCCAAAGUACAAGGGUUGGGCUGUUCUCUCAGCAGGGAAAUACCACGAUACUUCCGAAGAAGGGAAGUUUUAUGCGGUCAUUUUGGAACAGACUCAGGUGCCUUUGGUGCAACAGGAAGGAGCUAUGGGGUCAUCAAUGGGAUCGGCGUGA